CACUCACCUCUCUUUUCUCUCUCCUCACAAGCAGAGAAAAACAAAAAAAACUCUCAAAUAAUCACGUUGAAAUCGCCAUUGUUGUACCUCUUCUUUCAGAUCUAAUCACACUUUUUUCUCUGCAAAAACAAUCAUUCAAUCAUGUCUACUGUCUUCAAUGGCGAUGAAACUGCUCCCUUCUUCGGCUUCCUUGGUGCCGCUGCCGCUCUCGUCUUCUCCUGUAUGGGAGCAGCAUACGGAACAGCGAAGAGUGGAGUAGGAGUGGCGUCUAUGGGAGUGAUGAGACCAGAAUUGGUGAUGAAAUCAAUUGUUCCAGUUGUUAUGGCUGGAGUUUUGGGUAUUUAUGGAUUGAUUAUUGCUGUGAUUAUUAGUACUGGUAUUAACCCUAAGGCUAAAUCGUACUAUCUUUUUGAUGGAUAUGCUCAUCUCUCUUCUGGUCUCGCUUGUGGUCUUGCUGGUCUCUCUGCUGGCAUGGCCAUCGGUAUUGUCGGCGAUGCCGGUGUCAGAGCAAACGCCCAGCAGCCCAAGCUUUUCGUUGGAAUGAUCCUCAUUCUCAUUUUCGCUGAAGCUUUGGCUUUGUACGGUCUUAUUGUUGGUAUCAUCCUCUCUUCCCGUGCUGGUCAAUCAAGAGCCGAUUAGGAGGUUCACCUCUUGAUCUACAUUUGUUUUUCCAUUGCCACCGCUGGAGAUGUAAUUUUUUCUUACUCGGGCAGUGAGAGGGGUCACUUGGCAUUCAAAGUGGCUUCUCUCGAAGGAUUGAUUAUGGUCUUAUUGUUUUUGAGUUGUGAUUGGUGGGUUCUUCUGCAUGGAGAAUGUUAAAACCAGAUUGUAGAGUUUGAUAGUUUAGUGUUUCCUCCAAAUAAAAGUGAUGCUGUAUCAUUAUUAUUGUUUUCCAUCUUUGCUCUCCUGGAUAUGGAGAUUCAGUUUGGACAUCCUGUAACAGUAUGUUAGAUGCCAAAUAUUCUUUUGAGCCUUUUCAUUCUUGGUUUCAACAAUAUACAUAAUUUAAGAUUCUAUUAUGUUAUGGGUUAGCCUCACUUGAGGAUCAAUAAAUUAAAUGUGUUGAUGAA
Messenger RNA from Beta vulgaris subsp. vulgaris (sugar beet), 1070 nucleotides. RefSeq names its product V-type proton ATPase 16 kDa proteolipid subunit. Gene Ontology annotation, molecular function: proton-transporting ATPase activity, rotational mechanism. NCBI's taxonomy places the organism in Eukaryota, Viridiplantae, Streptophyta, Magnoliopsida, Caryophyllales, Amaranthaceae. Gene Ontology annotation, biological process: proton transmembrane transport. The record is from RefSeq and is marked provisional. Gene Ontology annotation, cellular component: proton-transporting V-type ATPase, V0 domain.